AUGGGUCGAACGAUCCUUAUAACAGGGGCCAAUCGCGGUUUAGGUUAUGAGCUUGCUAGGCAAAUGUCAGAGUCAGCCACCGUUAUUGGUACGGCGAGAAAUCCUUCUGAUGCCCAGAAACUUCGAGAGCUGAAGAAUGUCCAUAUUGUGGGCAUGGAUGUCGCAUCAGAAGGAUCGAUCAAAUCUGCUUUGGAGGAAAUCAAGAAACAUGCCCCUAAUGGCAUCGAUGAGCUCUGGAACAACGCCGGUCGAAACGGAGUCAAAGGUCCCAUCACUGAAGAAAUUGACACCAAGGAAUGGCUUGCCGAAUUCCAGACCAAUGUUGUUGGGCCGUCAAUUGUGACUCGUCUGGCUCUGCCACUUUUGCGAAAGGCUCAAAAUGCGAAGGUCAUAUUUAUGUCUUCCGGAUGUGGCUCUGUCACCGAAAGAGCUGGUGAUGACACAAUGCCGGUGUACUCGGCUUCGAAAGCAGCACUGGACAUGACAGUCAAGUACUGGUAUACUGCACUGAAGAAGGAAGGCAUUGCAGUAACAGCCAUGGACCCAGGCUGGUAUGAGAAACGCACAUCUGCCACACCAGCGCACAAGCUGACACAGAAAAUAGGGUCCUUACUGACAUGGGAGGGCCUGAAGCUCAACUCGCCCCUGAAGUUUCGAUAG
This is a messenger RNA of Exophiala oligosperma, 660 nucleotides long. RefSeq lists its product as uncharacterized. The transcript is spliced from 4 exons. Gene Ontology annotation, molecular function: oxidoreductase activity, acting on the CH-OH group of donors, NAD or NADP as acceptor. NCBI's taxonomy places the organism in Eukaryota, Fungi, Ascomycota, Eurotiomycetes, Chaetothyriales, Herpotrichiellaceae. Bases 1 to 660 code for a protein of 219 amino acids. The record is from RefSeq and is a predicted model, not a curated record.